Peromyscus californicus insignis is the source of this 1621-nucleotide messenger RNA. RefSeq names its product SWIM-type zinc finger 7 associated protein 1 (gene Swsap1). Gene Ontology annotation, biological process: double-strand break repair via homologous recombination. Gene Ontology annotation, cellular component: Shu complex. The coding region runs from base 553 to 1386 and encodes 277 amino acids. Gene Ontology annotation, molecular function: single-stranded DNA binding. Lineage: Eukaryota; Metazoa; Chordata; Mammalia; Rodentia; Cricetidae. The transcript has 2 exons. The record is from RefSeq and is a predicted model, not a curated record.
UUUAUUAUUAUUAUUUAUUUUAAGACAGGUGCUCACGUAGCUCAGGAUAGCCGAAAACUUCAAUAUGUAGCUAAGGAUGACCUACAUUUUUUUUUAAGAUUUACUUUUACGUGUGUGUGUGUGUGUGUGUGUGUGUGUGUGUGUGUGUGUGUGUGUGUAAGCGCGCGCGCACGGCGGCGGUGCAUGUAUAUAUGUGUGCCUCGUGCCCGCGGAGGCCAGAAGAGGGCGUCGGAUUCGCUGAAUCGGGAGUUAUGGACGACUGUCAGUCACCUUGUGGCUGGCGGAAACUGAACCCCGGUCUUUUGGAAUAACGGCUGAGCCAUCCUCUCCAGCUCCGACCUAGAGGCCGGGCGUCUCCGGGGAGCGCGUCUGCACCCGCGACCUUCCUUUUCAUCUGACCACGCGGCUUCCGGCAGCAGACGCCAAGCUCCUAUUUCCUCCCCACUCCGUGUUUUGACCGCGAGGGAAGCUGUGAACUAUAGCCAAUGAGGCGUCGGUGUGGGCGGGCCCGGCGUGAGAACGCACCCCUGAUUGGUCGGCGGUGCUUGGCAAAUGGCGGAGGCGCUGAGGCGGGUGCUGAACGCAGGCCGCGCGGCCGGGCCCGGGGCGGAGGGAGCUGCCGGGCCGCCACUGCUGCUGCUAGGCGCUCCGCGUUCCGCGCAGACGUCGCUGCUGUUUGCGACGGCCCUGGAGGCGGCGGGGGAAGGCCGCGGGCCUGUGCUCUUCCUGACACGAAGGCCGCUUCAGAGCCUGCCGCUCAACACACCCGCGGCGCGGGACCACUGGCGGCUGCAGGUUCGAUUCCAGUACCCAUCCUCAGUUCCAGAGCUUCUCCAGCUGUUAGCCUCUGCCCACGAGGCCCCAGGGCCUGCGCCAUCCCUUCUGCUGCUGGACGGCCUGGAAGAAUACCUAGCAGAGGAUUCGGGGGCCCAGGAGGCCGCCUACGUGGCUGCAUUGCUUCUGGAUACUGCUGCCUACUUCAGCCACCGUCUGGGAGGCAGUGGCAGCUGUGGGCUUGUGGUGGCCCUUGAGACCCCCAGAGAAGGAGACGGUGAUGCCCCACAUCUGACAUUGCUUCAGCGGUAUUUUCCUGCACAGUGCUGGCUGCAGCCAGAUGCCCUAGGCUUGGGACGGCAGCACUGCCUUCGAGCCAGCCUGGAGUCGGGCCAGCUGAGCCCCAGGAUGGAGUGGUCAGUGACCUUCUUACCCAAUGGAGGGAUGACAGUCACCCCCUGGCCUACACAGGCUUCUAAGCCCAGCCCAGAUAAAAAAGGUCCAAGUGCUGGAAGCCAGUCAUUAACUUUGGUGUACGACAACCUCUCUGGUCCUCAGUUUCCCUUGGAUAGCAUACUUACUUCAGGGACAGGCGCAGAUUCAAAGACCUGAAAAGUGUAGUUUUUUUUUCUUUGUAAACUAGCGUUGUUGGGGGCUGGCAAGGUGACUCAGUAGUUAAGGGGCCUUGCCAACAAGCAUGAUGGCCUGGCUUUGAUUCCCGGGAUCCACGUGGUAGAAAUCUAGACCUGACUCCUGCAAGUUGUCCUCUGGCCUCCACGUUUGGGUAGAGGCACACACAUGCCCUCCAUGCUAAUAAUAAUAAAUAAUAAAACCUUUAAAAUAAGUA